GUAUUCCAUAAUUGACUUCAGUUCUUCCAGAUUUAGUUAAUGAAAUAAUAGACCGAAUAUAUAUUAAGCAUCUACCAUGUUUAGUCAUACUGGAUUUUAAGCAAACUAUUUUUCCAGUGUUAAAAAUGUGGCAAUGAUACUACAACAAAUGAUUUACUAAUUUAAAAUAAAGAGGAAAAUAUUCAUCACAGAAUUUACUUAAACGAUUCUUCUCUCACAUUUGAAUUCUAAGUCAAAUAUGAUAUGAUGAAUCCACCUUUUACUCAGAUUUAUACCAGGCCCUCUUAGUGCUCUACUAAUUCACAGUUGGAUAGUGUAACAGUUAUACUAUAUGCUGUAAAUUUGCUUUUAGUAAGAAAUUUGACUUUGUGUCUUAUGGUAGCUUUUCGGAUAAGAUAAAGAAAUGUGCUCUGAAUGUCUUAUUGCUGAUGAACAACUAUUCCCAAAGAAUUUAGGAGUCAUUCUAAAGGGAAAUCUUUGUCGUUUAUUCUAUUUAACAGGUAUAGUAAGAUUUCCUAUUUGGGGUAGUACAAAGCUAGAUGAGAUAAUUAAUAGACAAAGAAUCAGAAUUUAAAUUUGUAUCGACUGCUUGAAUUGCUAGGUAGAAUUUAAUAGGGAUAAGUGUCAAAGCUAGCACUUGGUUAAAAACAGAAACAAAAACCAGGUGCAUAAAAGAGUAGAACAGUUGAUAGCAGUUCCUAAGAUGUUGAAGUUCUGUCUGACCAUGAGUUUUGGAAAUAUAUAUUAUGAGUGCUUAAAUGUAAAAAUUGUUAUUGGAUAUAAAUAGACAUAUGGCGGCCGUAUUAGUUGAUAGCUGUAGAGGUAGUAUAGUUCUGUACUUCAUAUUAAGCCAAAUUUUGAAUAUUGGGUUUAGUUCUUGGUUCCACAAUUUGGAAAAAAUCUUAGCCAAUUAUGUUUCAUUCAGAGAAUGAUCAUUAUAACUAGGGGAGUUCAAAAAGUAUGCCAUAUGAGGUAUGGUAAAGAAUAUUUUUCAUACUAUGAGAAAACCUAUUUUAAGUGUGAUAGCUGUUUUUAGACAAUUAAAGUACCAUCAUCUGGAAAAAGGAGUCCCCAUAUUCAGUGAUGCUUUGGAGGAUAGAACUGUGACUAUUGAGUGAAUGUUUUAAGGAGGCAAAUUAUAAUCCAGAACAAUGAGGAUCUUUCUAUCAAGGAGACUGUCUAGGAAUGCUACAACUUACACCACACGUCAGUUUUAUUUCUGUUAUUGACAUACUUGCUUGGGUACCAGAUGGCUACCAAGAUCGUUGCCAUAAAAUUUCUAGUUUGAAUGGAAAGUUGGUGUAGAUAAUCUAUAAAGUUCUUUUUAACUUUAAUAUUCUGUUAGUGCAUAUACAUUUUUUUUCCAGUGUGAUUGACUUCCAUAUCUGGCUGUGAUUUCUAACUUGCAUCAAAUCAAUUUUCUAGUUACAAACAAUUAGAAAAUCUGGAGAAAAUUAAAAAUCUGAAGGCAGGUAGGACUUGAGUGAUCACUAUCCCUGGGAGAAGAAAAAUGCAUUGGAGGGAGUCUGACAUUUUAUUUGGCUUUUCUCUUUGAGUCAUUUGCCAAUUUGUAAAAAUGGUAACUGUAAGAAGCCAAACAGAGAGCAGUGGCUAAAAGGCACUGCAGAGUUUGAAUCCUGGGGAGAACAACAGCUGGAGUUCAUAACUUAUCAAGGAGGAGAGUCCCAGGUAACCAUUUGGGUUUUGGUUGCAACCCCCUGAAGACUGAAAUCCUUAGAAUCAGCUUAAUCCUAGACUUAUUAAGAUGAUCUGCCUCCUAUCUUUAUUCUCUGUAGGGAAAUAAAAUCAGCUGGACCCUCUACAGUUUUUCACACACAGUGUUUAACAUUCCAGGAGACAAGGCCAAGACAAUAGAAAAAAACCCCUAGGGAUUCAGAUACUAAAGCUAUCAGACAUGGACGUUAAAAUAACUGUGAUUGGAGUUAUGUCAGCGUCAUGGUGGUGUGAGUUGUUCCUUUUUUCUCUGCCCUUCAAUUUACAUCUAACUGGACAUGCAUAACAACAACAACAACAACAACAAAAAACGCUUCUGCAUAGCAUACCAGGACACUCCAGAGAUCCAUCCAUCUGUGUACCUGAAAGUGGGUAGAUUGGACUGCGGAAGAGGCUGUGGAGUGAGGGAAUGGUGGCAGCAGGUCUAGCCAUGGGCCAGCACAGACCAUUUUGGCAGAGGAGGUGAGGGUGAAGGUGGUCAGUGGGGUCUGCCCACCUCUGCAUGCUGCAGCUGCAGGAGCUUGUUGCUCUCUCUGAGGAGCGACCUCAGUGACUGGGGGAGCGAAAGGAAAGGGAAUUAGGCAGACAAAGAAAACUGAAGGAAAGCAUCUCCCGCUGUUGGUCCUAGGAUUCUGGCAAGACGACUGCCCACGGUUGCUGGCUGCCCAUCCCCCCCAGCCCCAAACUUGGGGAUCCCUCUACUAGGAUGUGGGCACACCCAAAGUCUGAAGUGCUUAAUAUAUAGCUCCCUCACUGUGCCGCCAGCCACCCUCCCCUCUUUCAUUUUUCUCCGACAGUUUUUGUUUUGUUUUGUUUUUAUUGCACCACUCCCAACUCCCAACCUUAGGGAAGAGUUAGCACUGGUAAGAGAAAUGAAAAACCUGUGCUAUAGCGCCACCUUCUUGAAAACAAGAGGAAGUCUUCUAAUUACCAAUGUACUGAACUGUUAGGAGCAAAGUAAACAAAGCCUUGCCUAUAUAAAGGUGUUGCUACUUCAAAUGUGGCAGCAAAGGCUCUUUUCAUCAAACACCAUGGAAAAAAAUCAUUGUAAUAUGGUAUCACAAAAAGAAAAUGACACUUUUCUAGCAACCAAACCCAAGGACAUGGAAUAUUGUGAUCUAACUGAGAAAGAGUUGAAAUUAGCUGUUAUGAGGAAAUUCAAUGAGCUACAGGAAAACUUAGGCAAUACAGUGAUCUCAGGAAUAAAAUUAACAAACAGAAGGAGUACUUUACCAAAGAGAUUGAAAUUCUAAAAAGGAACCAAAGAGAAAUUCUGUAGCUGAAGAACUCAAUAAGUGGGAUGAAGAAUUAGAAUGCAGUGGAAAUAGAGCAGAUCAGAUGGAAGAAGGAAUUAGUGAGCUCAAGGACAGGAAUUUAGAGAUGAUUGAGGUGGCAGAGGAGAGAGAAAUAAGAUUUUUUAAAAGUGAAGAAACCCUGCAAGAACUCUUGGACUUCAUCUGAUGAGCCAAAAGAAGGAGAAGAGAGAGAAAAGGGAGCAGAGGGUAUAUUAAAGAAAUAAUAUCUGAGAACUUCCCAGACCCGGAGAAGGAACUAGAUAUACAAGUCCACAAAGCUAAUAGAACCACUAAUUAUUUCAACACAAAAAGACAUUCUGCAAGACAGAUUAUAUUAAACUUGUCAAAGGUCACUGAUAACUUUAAAAGGCGGCAAGGAAAAAUAGUAGCCUACAAGAUUACCCUCAUUAGGCUAUCAGCAAUUUCUUAGGAGAAACUCUUAUAGGCCAGGAGAGAGUGGAGUGACAUAUUCAAAAUAUUGAAAGAUAAAAGCUGCCAACCAAGAAUAUUCAAUUUGGCAAAAUGAUCCUUCAUAUGUGAAGGAGAAAUAAAGGCUUUCCCAGACAAACAAAAGCUGAGGCAGUUCACCACUAGACCUGCCUUACAGGAAAUGUUGAAAAGAGCUCUUCAAGCUGAAAUGAAAGGUGAAAGUACACAAAGCUCUGAUUAAGAUGUUAGACAGAAAACUAACCUUUUUUAGAAUAGUAUAUUAAACUCUUAAUUAGAGUAUAAAGUUUAAAGGAAAAGAACCGUAGCUGCCACAACUUGUAAUCACCGCAUAAAAAGAUAAUUUGUGAUGUCAAAAAUGUAAAAGAGGAAGAGUAAAAGAAUGGAACCUUCACAGGCAAAUGAAGAUAAAUUGCUAUCAGCAGAAAAAGGACUAUUUUAUCUAUGAAAUGUUUCAUGUAAAUUUCAUGGUACCCACAAAGCAAAAAUCUAGAAUGGAGAUUGAAACAUUAAAAAAAAAAGGGGAGGGACUUCCCUGGCAAUCCAGUGGUAAAGAAUCCACCUUCCAAUGCAGGGGACGCAGGUUCGAUCCCUGGUUGGGGAACUAAGGGAUCCAUGGAGCAUCCAUCCAUGCUGUGGAGCAACUAAGCCCGCGUGCCACAACUAUUGAGCUCAUGCGCCUCAACAAGAGAGCCCGCGUGCCACACACUACAGAGCCCACUCUCUCUGGAGCCCACAUGCCACAACUACAGAGCUCAGGUGCCCUGGAGCCCGUGCACCCAGGAUCUGCAACUAGAGAGAAACCGAGCAGACCAUGCACCGUAAUAAAAAGAUCCUGUAUGCCUCAACAGAGAUCGUGUGUGCUGCAACUAAGAUCCAACGCAGCCACAAAAAACAAGGAAAAUAAAUAUUUUUUUAAAAAUGGGAGACUGAGCAAAUCACCAUGAAAAAUCACCAACUUAUAAAGUUAGACAGAAACAGAAGGAAAAAGAAACAGUGGUGAGAUAAAAAUAACAGAAGAUAAAAAUAAAAUUGCAGUAGUAAAUUCUUACAUAUCAGAUAAUCACCCUAAAUGUAAAUGGAUUGAACUCACCAAUCCAAAGGCACAGUGUGGCUGGAUGGAUUAAAAAAAAAAAAGACCCAAUUAUAUGUGACCUACAGGAGACUCUUUAGCUCUGAAGACACACAAAGGCUCAAAGUGAAAGGAUGGAUGAUGAUAUUCCAAGUAAAUGGCAACCCAAAGAAGGUGGACGUAACCAUACUUAUAUCAGACAAAAUAGACUUCAAGUCAAAAGGUGUAAGAAGAGACAAGGUCACUGUAUAAUGAUAAAGGGGCCAGUAUAUCAAGAAGAUAUAACAAUCAUAAAUAUAUAUGCUCCUAACAUGCAAGCACCAAAAUGUAUUAAGCGAAUAAUAACAGAUCUUAAGGGAGAAAUAAACAAUAAUACAAUAAUUGUAGGGGACUUCAGUAUUCUAUCAACAGUGGAUCAUACAAACAAAUUCAACAAGGAAAUGUUGGAAUUGAAUCAUACUUUAAAACAAAUGGACAUGUACAGAACAUUCUAUCCAACAGCAGCAGAAUACACAUUCUUCUCAAGUGCACAUGGAACAUUCUCCAGGUUAGAUCAUAUGAUAGGCUACAGAACAAAUCUUAACACAUCUAAGAUUGAAAUCAUACCAUCUUCUCUGAUCACAAUGGUAUGAAACUAGAAAUCAACAAGAAGAUAGUGAAAAGAUCUAAAAAUAUAUGAAAACUAAACAACACACUUAUGAGAAACCAUUGGGUCAAAGAAGAAAUCAAAAGGGAAAUAAAAAGUCUUGAGACAAAUGAAAAUGGAAAUCAGUAUAUCAAAUAUUGUGGGAUGCAGCAAAAGCAGUUCUGAGAGGAAAGUUUAUAGCAAUAUACACAUAUACUAAGAAAUUAGAUCUCAAAUAAACAACCUAACUUCAUACCUCAAGGAAUUAAAAAAAAAAAGAGCAAAUUAAGCCCAAAGUUAGUAGAAGGAAGGAAAUAAUAAAGAUCAGAAAGGAAAACAAUGAAAUAGAGACCAGAAAAAUAAUAGAAAGGAUCAGUGGAACUGAGAGCUGGUUCUUUGAAAAGAUAAACAAAAUUGACAAACCUUUAGCUAGACUAAGAAAAAUAAGACUCAAGUAAAAUUAGAAAUGAAAGAGGAGACACUACAGAUGACUACAGAAAUAUAGAAUCAUAAGAGACUGUUAUGAAUAGUUACAUGUCAACAGAUUACAUAGAAGAAAUUGAUGCAUUUUUAGAAACACAGAACCUACCAAGACUGAAUCAGUACUGGAAUCCUAGCUAGAGCAGUUAGGCAAGACAAAGGAAUAAAAGGCAUCCAAAUUGGGAAGGAAGAAGUAAAAUUAUCACUUUUUGCUGAUGAUAUGAUCUUACAUAAAAAUCCUAGAGUCAGUCAAGAAACUGUUGGAAUGAAUCAACAAUUUCAGUAAAGUGGCAGGAUACAAAAUCAAUAUACGGAAGUCAAUUACAUUUCUUUUCACUAAUGGUGAAGCAUCUGAAAUAAAGAAAUAAAGGAGACUCUCCCAGUCAUGAUAGCAUCAUAAACAAUAAAUGCUUAGGAAUAAACUUAUCCAAGGAAAUGAAAGAUCUAUACAGUGAAAACUGAGCCUUUGCUGAAAGAAAUCGAAGACACAAACAAAUGGAAAAACAUCUUGUGUUUAUGGGUUGGAAGAAUUAAUAGUGUUAAAAUGGCCGUACUAUCCAAAGCCCUCUGCAAAUUCCAUAUAGUCACCAUCAAAAUGCCAAAGCCUUCUUCACAGAAAUAGAAGAAAAAAAUCUUAAAGUUUAUGUGGACCCACAAAAGACUCUGAAUGGCCAAAGAAAUCCUGAGGAAAAAAAUAAAGCUGAAGGUAUCAUACUUAGGAAUUUGAAUCAAAACAAUAUUUUACUGGCAUAAAAAUAAGCACAUUGACCAAUGACACAAAAUAGCCCAGAAUUAAAUUCCAGCAUGUAUCGUCAACUAAUUUUCAACAAGGGAGCCAAGAAUACCCAGUGGGGAAAUGAUAGUCUCUUCAAUAAAUGGUGCUGAGAAAACUGAAGAAACGCAUGCAGGACAAUGAAAUUGGAACCCUCUUUCACAAAAAUUAACCUGAAAUGGAUCAAAGACUUAAACAAAAGACCUGAUAUUAUAAAACUCCUAGAAGAAAAUGUAGGGAAGAAGCUCAUUGAUUUUGGUUUUGGCAAUGAUUUUUGGACAUGAUGCCAAAAGCACAAGCAACAAAAGCAAAAAUCAGCAAAUGGGACUACAUCAAACUCAAUAGCUUCUGCAGAGCAAAAGAAACAGUUAACAAAAUGAGAUAACAGAUUUGAAAAAAUGUUCAUAGAUGUUCUCACUCCAGAUGAACAAAAGAAUCUUCCAGAAACACCCCCAAAGCUUCUUAAAUCAUCUGUAGGUUUAUAGAAUGGGAGAAAAUUUUUGCAAACCACAUAUGGGAUAAUGGGUUAAUAUCCAAAAUAUAUAAAGAAUGCAGUCUCCUUAAUAAGAAAACAAACAAUUCAGUGAAAAAGUGGGCAUAAGAACUAAAUAGACAUUUUUCCAAAGAGGACAUGAAAAUGGACAACAGACAUGAAAAGAUGCUCAACAUUGCUAAUCAUCAAGGAAAUGCAAAUCAGAACCACAAUGAGAUAUCACUUCGCACCUGUUAUAAUGGCUGUCAUCAAGAAGACAAGAGACAACAGGUGCUGGUGAAGAUGUGGUGAAAAUGGAACCUUUAUACUUGUUAGUGGGAAUGUAACUUGGUCCAGCCACUGUGGAAAAUGAUACGGAGGUUCCUCAAAACAUUAAAAAUGGAUCUACCAUAUGAUCCAGCAAUUCCUCUUCUAGGUAUAUUCCCAAAGGAAAAGAGAACAGGAUUUUAAUGAGAUAUAUACAAUCCAAUUUUUAUUACAGCAUUAUUCACCAUAGCAAAAAUAUGGAAACAGCCCAAAUGCUCAUCAAUAGAUGAAUGACUGAAAAAUUGUGGUACAUGUACAUAAUGAAAUAUUAUUCAGCCAUGGGAGAGGAGGAUAUCCUCCAAUUUGUGACAAUAUGAGCGUAUUAUGCUAAGUGAGAUAAGUCAGAGAAAGUAUUGUAUCAUGUCAUUUAUAUGUGGAAUAUAAAAUGUUAAACCUGUAAAAAACAGAGUAAAGUGGUUGUUACCAGAGGAUUGGAAGGGGGGAUAAGAGUGAUGGUAUUAAGGGUACAAACUUGUAAUGAAUAGUAAAUAAGCCAUAGAGAUCUAAUUCACAUUAUAAUUAAUAUAGACAAUGAUACUCUAAUUAUAUAAUGUAAUAAAUAUUGCUGUGUUGAAAAACAUAUUACAACAUCUAAGUGUAUCAAAGUAACAUGCUAUACAUCUUAAAUUUACACAAUAUUGCAUGUCAAAUUUAUUCAAUUAAAAAAUAAUUGUGAUUAAUAUGUUCAAGGUGGAGAAUUUUAGCAGAGAACGGGAAUCUAUAAAAAUAACCCAAGGAAAACUCAGUGCACCCCUUGUGCAGGGCUUAGAAGCUGCAUGCAUUUGAUGUGGUUACUGUUUGAGACUUCUGAAUGCUGGAGUAGAUUGUAUCCAUCUACAACCUAGUCUCCCUGUGUGAUUGAUUAAGGGUCUGGGAAGCAGCGACUGAUCUUUUAAGGACUCCUGAUAAAGAUGUGUUUGAUUUUGCCAUGCUGAUAGACUGUUUCCAGUCCUAAGUCCUUCCAAAAAGCUAAGUCUUCAGAUUACUACCUGUUGUGUCCUGUGAGUAUGAAUGUCAUUUUGAACCCAAGACCACUGAUGAUCUUGCAGAGUAGGCACUUCCACAGUUCCAGAAGAGGAAGGGAGAGGGAGUGGGGCAGAAGCAAUAUCUGAAGAGAUAAUGGGAGAAAGUUUUCCAAAAUUGAUAAAGACAUCAAGCCACAGAUUCAGAAGAUACAUGAACCCUAAGCAGAAUAAAUAUAAGAAAACCAUUCCUAGGCACAUCAUUGGAAAACUGCUCAAAACUGUUUUUUUGUUUUUGUUUGGUUUUGUUUUUGCUUGAGACUCUCCUAUAAUGGAGUGGACUUCAUCUGUCUAUGCAGAGAUGGGGGAAAAUGUUCAGAGAAAAUGUUAAAGUAGCCAAAGGAUAAAAAAAAGGCAUAUUGUUUUCCAAGGAACAAAAAUAAGCAGACUUUCUCAACAAAAACAAUGAAAGCAAGGAAGCGGUGGAGUCAUAUCUUCAGAGAGGUGAAAGAAACAAACUGCUAACCUAUAAUUUUGUACCCAAUAAAAAUAGUCUUCAAAAUUAAAGGCACAAUACAUUUUCAGGUAAGCAUAAACUGAGAGAAUACGUCUCCAGCAGACCUACAGUAAAGGGAACACCAAAGGGAAUUCUUCAGGCAGAAAAAUAGGUGAUGCUUUCCCAGAUGGAAGCAAGAGUACAAGAAGAAAUGAAGACCGUUGGAAAGGGUAAAUAUGUGGGUAACUAAAUAGAUAUUGACUAAAGUAAUAACAUCUUGCGGGAUUUAAAAUACAUGUAGGAUUAAAAUACAACAACAGAAAAGUAGGAGAGGAAGCAUAGAGUUAAAGUGUUCUAAAGUCCGUGCAUUGUCUAGGAAAUGGUGAAAACAUUAUAUUAGAUUCUAUUAAUGUCCAAGAUGAAUGUUGUAAUCUCUAGGGUAGCCACUAAAAGGAACACUUGGAGAGACCUUUAAAUUAUUCCACAAUUCCACUUUCAGGAGAAAUUUUAUGGAACAUAAAAUGAUAUUCAGUAAACAUAUUCAAAAACAAAAAUUAUUCAGGUAGGGGCAGUUGAUGGGCAUAGAAGGGGAGAUGUUUGAAGACAGGAAAAGGAAGGAGAGUGAACAAGAGUGAGACAAAGCAUGUAGAAUAAGAGAAACACAGAAAGAGAAUAGACACGUAAGGACCAGAGUUGGAAAGAGAAGAGAGGGGAUGAUUUAAGAAUCUUUGGGAGUGUUUCUGGAAGAUUCUGUUGUUCAUCUGGAGUGAGAAACAUCUAUGAACAUUUUUUCAAAUCUGUUAUCUCUGACCUGAAUGCUAAUACUUUCUCCAGCAGUUUUAAAUAAUCUCUUCUAUACCAGAAAACUUUUUCCCUGACUCUAUGUAAAUGAUUCAUCGUAAAUGAUUCUGUAAAAAGUAAGUUGAUUCUCCUAUGGAAUUCUUGAUUGACUUAAGUUUUAAAGAAGUACUUUAAAAUUAUAGUCCAAGCCAGUAUAAACACAGGUUUCAAAAAUAAAGCAGAAUACAGCAUAUCAUGUAAUCAGUUCUCAAAGAAGGUAGCUUCAGAACAAGUCUUUGCUAAAAAAGAAAAAUCACAUCCUCAGGCCCUUCCUGAUCUGUUCAAAUUAGUUUUCCCACCUUCACCCCAGUCAUUCUUGUUAUUCCCAGUACUCUGCUUGAUUUUCAUUUUUUUAUCAUUCUAUCACCAUUAUUAUAUGUUCGUUUAUUGUUUAUAUUCUCCUCCAGAAUACAAGUUCCAUUUAUACCUGCAUUUUCAGCAUCUGGAGCAAUGGCUAGUACACAUUAGACCCUCAGAAGAUAUUUGUUGAUUGAGUGAAUGAACAAAUGAAUGUUCAGGCCAACAGGGAGUAAAAACAACUAAGAGAAGAAGGUCUUCAAUGAUAUUUGGAGAACAUCAAUUAACAGGCCAUAAGGUGGCAGUUAAAAUUUUAAAUAGACAGAAGAUUCGCAGUUUAGAUGUUGUUGGAAAAAUAAAACGAGAAAUUCAAAAUCUAAAACUCUUUCGUCAUCCUCAUAUUAUCAAACUAUACCAGGUGAUCAGCACUCCAACAGAUUUUUUUAUGGUAAUGGAAUAUGUGUCUGGUGGUGAAUUAUUUGACUACAUCUGUAAACAUGGACGGGUUGAAGAGAUGGAAGCCAGGCGCCUCUUUCAGCAGAUUCUGUCUGCCGUGGAUUACUGUCACAGGCAUAUGGUCGUUCAUCGAGACCUGAAACCAGAGAACGUGCUAUUGGACGCACACAUGAAUGCCAAGAUAGCUGAUUUUGGAUUAUCUAAUAUGAUGUCAGAUGGUGAAUUUCUGCGAACUAGUUGUGGCUCCCCAAAUUAUGCAGCACCUGAAGUCAUCUCAGGCAGAUUGUAUGCAGGUCCUGAAGUUGAUAUCUGGAGCUGCGGUGUUAUUUUGUAUGCUCUUCUCUGUGGCACCCUCCCAUUUGAUGAUGAGCAUGUGCCUACGUUGUUUAAGAAGAUCCGAGGGGGUGUUUUUUAUAUCCCAGAAUAUCUCAAUCGUUCUGUUGCCACUCUCCUGAUGCAUAUGCUACAGGUUGACCCCCUGAAACGAGCAACUAUCAAAGACAUAAGAGAGCAUGAAUGGUUUAAACAAGAUUUGCCCAGUUACUUAUUUCCUGAAGACCCCUCCUAUGAUGCUAACAUCAUUGAUGAUGAGGCUGUGAAAGAAGUGUGUGAAAAAUUUGAGUGUACAGAAUCAGAAGUAAUGAACAGUUUAUAUAGUGGUGACCCUCAAGACCAGCUUGCAGUGGCUUAUCAUCUUAUCAUUGACAAUCGGAGAAUAAUGAACCAAGCCAGUGAGUUCUACCUCGCCUCUAGUCCCCCAACUGGUUCUUUUAUGGAUGAUAGUGCCAUGCAUAUUCCCCCAGGCCUGAAACCUCACCCAGAAAGGAUGCCACCUCUUGUAGCAGACAGCCCUAAAGCAAGAUGUCCGUUGGACGCACUGAAUACAACCAAGCCCAAAUCUUUAGCCGUGAAAAAAGCCAAGUGGCAUCUUGGAAUCCGAAGUCAAAGCAAACCAUAUGACAUCAUGGCUGAAGUUUACCGAGCUAUGAAGCAGCUGGAUUUUGAAUGGAAGGUAGUGAAUGCAUACCAUCUACGUGUAAGAAGAAGAAAUCCAGUGACUGGCAAUUAUGUGAAAAUGAGCUUACAGCUGUACCUAGUUGACAAUAGAAGCUAUCUUUUGGACUUUAAAAGCAUUGAUGAUGAGGUGGUGGAGCAGAGGUCUGGCUCCUCAACGCCCCAGCGGUCCUGCUCUGCUGCUGGCUUACACAGACCGCGAUCCAGUUUGGAUUCUGUAACUGCGGAGAGCCAUUUGCUCUCUGGCUCCCUCUCGGGCUCCCUGAUCGGAAGCACGUCGUCUUCAGUUCCACCUCGCCUGGGCAGUCACACCAUGGAUUUUUUUGAAAUGUGUGCCAGUCUGAUCACUACUUUAGCCCGUUGAUGAUCUUUCCUUAGUUUCUAUCUUUCUGUUUUUGCACUGUGAAAAUCAGAUAUAUUCUUUAAAUUAUUGUUUUACUUAUGGAUAUCACAUACUCUGCAGUACUGGUUGAGAGCUGUGACUAUCUCCAGGGGACGCUCAACGCCACUGAAAUGACUGAAAACGUAAAAGUCUGACAUUUCAUUUACUGUAGAUAUCUGUAAUUCUGUUCUGCCUAUGAUAAAUUUACAUAGGUAGUAUCUUUAAUACGUGAACAUUGAUGAAGAUUAUUGUUAAUCUAAAAUUGUGGAUUCACUACAGAUGAUUAAUACACCUUUACUGGUAAACCAUCUCAGUCAAAGGGUGGUUUGGCAACAUCUUCUUGCUUUACUGUUUAGUGUAGAUAAAUCCAGUUUGCUUCCUAAAUUUCAGCAGGCUUUAAGCUGUGUUUAUGCACAAGAAGAUUAAAAAAAUAGCCCAAACAUUAGUAAGAUAGUAAUUAAAUUUUGAAAUCUUAAGAGCCAGCCCCCCAAAUUUCAGAAACCAAGUUCUGCUAGCAGUUUUUGCAAAUAUUGCCCAGUGUUAAACAGAAGGGCUGUGGUCCUGAAACAGGUAACGGUCAUUUCCAGGUUCCUUAAAAACAGCUAUAACCAACUAGAGGUUUUAUCUCGAGAUUUUCCCGAAUAACAUAUUUAAGAGCCUUCAAGGUUCUACUCAGUACUGGAACAUACGGAAUUACAACCACCUUUGUCUUUUUCAUAAACUUAUAUCAUUUUACGACAUGCCUUCAAAAUCUACGUUUCUCAGAUUCUUUUUCACUCUAUUUAUUUUUGUACUUCACCAAGCAUGAUAAAAUAGACAGUUAAAUGAAACAAAGCAAAAUGUCAACAGUCUCUAAAAGAGGACUCUUAUCUUUGAUCUCUUAUUGUGUGUGGUGGUGUGGAGCUGUGUGUAUGUGUGUGUCCUGUUGCAUCCCAUAAUGCUAAUUAUUCAUCAGAAGUUUGUUACUGUAUUCACCCCCCUCCCUCACCUUCCCUAGUCACCUUUGUCUUUGUUUAUUGUUUGAUCCUUAGUGGCUGAUUGACUCAGCUUUGAAAUCUUUUCUGGUUCUCUUUCUUUCUUCUAUAUCUUGGUUGCUAGCCAUCCAGUUUGAAACACUGUUCUGGCCCUAAGGGCUUUUGUGUACUUCCAAAGUUUGGUAGGCUGUGACUUUCACUUUUGAACCUGGUAGGGCAGGGAAGCCUUAAACAUUAAAAAAAUUCUCUCUUGAAUAAAUGUAUGUGUUGUUUACAUAUAUACAUAUAUGUAUUCGCACCAGUGCUUUUAAAUGAAAAACCAAACUUUUUUUUUUUUGGCUAUGUGCAGGUUUUUUUAAGGCUUUUAAAAAAACAAAAAACCUAUAUACAGCAGGGUAGAUAAGAGCCCAUUGAUUGUAUUUUGUUUUAGUAAAAAUAUUUAAUUUUAAAAUUAUGUAUAAUUUAUCGAAUUUGUAUUUAUUCAUUUGUCUUGUCUAAUAUGUUAUAAUUAACUAUCUCAUUCACCUGACUUACCCUAUAAAAGAUUAAGCUCUUGAAAACAAAAAGUGACAUUGCCUUGACAGGUUUCUCUUUGCCAAAAAUAAUGUGUUUUCUACCAAGAAGCAAAUGAGAAUGUUAGACCAGAUUUCUCUUGUGUUUAUGAAAGACAAGUAUGUCUGUCUUUAAAGAGCUUUGAGUCAGGAGUUUGCGGUGUGUCACAUCAUAUUGUUUUGCAGAACUUUUUAAAAAUGGUGUUAUAUAACUUUUAAGCCUGACUUCUUAAUAUCAAAAUACAAGGAAUCCUUAUUAGCCAAUUUGGGAAAGAGGGUGGGGUUGCAGGCAGUUAAGAUGUGUGAAGUUUAAACCUUUGAAAGAUUGCCACCUAGUGGCAUCGAAGGAUACUUUUUUGUGAAUAUUUUUAUAGGGAAAAGCAGUCCUGCUGCAUAUAGGUAUGGCAUAAUUUUGGCCUCAACAAAUGUGUAAAUACUUCUUUAGGGAAAAACAGGGCCACCUCAUAAUACUUGCCUAUGAAUGGGGUGACCUUCAAAAUAAGGAAUUAAUCUGAUUCCUUAUUCCCAAGGACAAAAUCCCUAACAAUUUUGAAGACAGAGAAACGGUAGGAAGGAAUCCAGUGGCAUUUUAGCUUCUUUAGUCUAAUGAAUCAAAUGUUAGAAACUUAUAUCAAAAUUGCUUUAAAUGGAUGACUGUCAUGUUUUUUAAGUUAAGAAGUUAUUUACUAUUUUCUCAUUCUUGCCAGUAUUUAUGAAUAUCUACAUUUUGAUAGCCAUCUGUUGAAUUUUAGGAGAACCAAGGGUCACAGUUUGGGUUCUUGUGUCCUUAAGGUUUUAGAGCACAGCUCUUCUGUGAAUGUAGAUGGCGUAGUACUUUGUUUGUUUGUAGAGAGAAGAUUACAGGAGGCUCAGCCCAGCAUAACAGGGCUAGAACAUUUUCAUAGGAGGCUCUUUGUUGCUAAUGAGCAGGGAGAGGGAAAGAAAUCAGUUGCUAAAUUCCCACAUUUCAGUCUUGUAAACUGGGUAAUUGUGGAUAUGGUAUGUGGUAGACAGACCUGGGGUAGGAACAGUUUCUUCAUGUUAAGAUUCUGGAGGAGAGCUUCUAUUAUUAGGCUACAGAUAGAUAAAGUCUUAGCUAUAUCAUGGAAAUGGAGUCCACACUGGUUCUAGAACAGCAUUUCCCAAACUGCAUUCUGUCAGAUGCUCUGUAGAAAAGGGGUUUCAUUGAGCAAAGCUUGGAAAAUGAUGCAUGUUACUCUCCUGCUUGAAGAUGACAAAGGAUGCGGGCAUAAAGCCUUUGACCAGUCCUUCUGUGAAAAAAAGAAAACCGUUUAACUUUGUUUAAUCCUGCUUUGCCCAGAUUAAUGUAAACAUGGUUUUAAACUUACCAUCCCCUGGGAAAAAACAUAUUUGAAAAAUACUAUUUUAAGAAAAUUAUUGUACCAGGUUGCCAUAAUGGGUAGAUAAGAAUAAGAUUUCCUUUUCCCUUAUCAGUUAUUGGAGAGAAUCUGGUUCAAAAUCAGAAUAAUUCCAUUUUAGCCUGUAGACAUAUUCAUCCUGAGCGAAUGCUGGAUUAGUAGAAUUUUAUAUGUCUACAACUUGUUUCAUAGCACCUUGAUUUUCUUAAUCAGGUUGUGGUAUUUUGUGGAGAGGAAAAUUUAUUCUUUUUUGUGUUGAAUGGAGAACUGAAAAACCUUAAACAAGAUUACUUCUAAAAAUUGUCUAAGAGACUAGUAACUAAUGCUUAUGGCUCUAUGGGUAAUGAGUCAAUAACAUUGAUUCUUACUUUCAGAAAGUAUAGUCAGUGAACAUUUUCUAAAUACUUUUAUAUAUAGAACACCAUAUUUAGAUCUAAUUCCUGUUAUUCUUUAAUGAAGGAACAAACAACAUCCCAAAUUAGAUAUGUUGGGAGGGAGGGAGGCAAACUAUUAUAAGUUGGGCUUUUGUUUUCAUCAACAAAUUUUUGAGACACUUUUGUAACCACUAGUGUUUGCAUUCCUUGAUACUUGCCAGCUAUAAAGAGAAUCCAAGAGCCUAAAUUAUUCAGAAAUAACAGUAUUCCAUGUCAGGGAAUUGGCUAUAUGUAGUACAGACAAUUCUCCCCUUUCUGCAAAUAGGUUUCCUGGGACAGUUACAGAAUCCUGGGCUUGCUUUCUCUUAUUCCCUAGCCAGUUUGUACUCAGGGAAUACAGAUUGAUUUUUUAUUAGAUGAGACGUAAUUGAGAAGGUAAUCAUAGACAACUGUUACAGAUUUUUUUGACUAUUUGGACUUAUCUGUAAAUGUACAGUAUAUUGAGUUAAUAUAAGCAAUGCACCUUCCAUUUAUAAAAUAUAAGAUCUUGGAAUGUGCCUACCAUAGACACUGCAUGUUUGUCUAUUCACUGGUUAAUAAUUUAAAUCCUGUUAAUGGCUGUGAAAUCUCAAUAUCUAAAUGCUAGACGUGUUCACAGUUUUGUCUGUUUUUAUUUCUUUUUAAAGACCUCCACGUUUUCAAUUUGGUACUCCUUUACCUGAUCAUUCUGUCACUCUGUGACUUUGAAAAUAGGGAAUGUACUUUAUUUUAAUAAUAGUUCUCAGAAACUCUAAAAUUCUGGAUGAGGGAUCUGUGCAAUCUGUCUGUAAGUCACAUCCUGUGUUGGGCCUCAUUUUUGUAACCUCUAAAGUGGGAGGGAUAGAUUAAAAGACUUCCGAGUUACCUUUCAGCUUUAAAGUUCGGUCUUCUCUGCCUUUUCAUAUGAUGUGUAUUAGUGCUCACUUUUUACACUUUUAGAGAUUUUAUACUAGUGCGAAUGGUCUGUAUUUGGCGAGGUGUUUUGAAGGUAUAUACUAAAAUAUUUUUCUAAAUACAGCUGCCUCCCUGGAAUACAAAUGGUAAAAAUCAUCCAGAAAACCAAACAUGUUCAAAUGUCAUGUGUACUUGCCAUAAAGCGAAAGAUUACUAAUUUGGAGUGACGGAAGUGUUCCAUACAUUUUAAUAGUGAGUUUUAGAUCCAGAGACCCUCCAUAUCGUCUAUUUAAUACGUUACAGUAACCUUGUGAGUUAACGAUUUUCCAGAUGAGAAAGCAGGACCAGAAAGCUCUUCACAAGGCUUUAAUGCCAUACAAGUGUUCAGUGAUGAUCACUGCUCUUUAUAUGCCCCCUUCCUCUGGGGGAAAACAGUCUGAAUCACUGAAAUAUCUGCAUAGUUGAGUAAUAAAAAUAAAGAUGUAUUGCUUUCAAGUCUUAGAGUGACAUGAAGUAGUCUUAACUGAAUAUUUUUUAGUUUAAUUAUUUGAACCAGUUGAUUGUACUAACUAGAUGUAAUUAUCGUAAGUAUUUAUGAUUAGCAUAUUGAUUUUUGUUAAGUACUUCUAAGUUAUUGAGGGUGCUUAAAAAAUACUGAAGAAACUUUUUAGGACAUGAUUCUUCCUUUAACUUUAUUUAUAUGAUUCUCAUAGCAAAGAUUUUUUUAGAAAGUAAAACUAGCCCCAACUCCUAUCUUAAAUCAUAGUUUUUGACUAUUAAUCUAAAUUAGGCUUAUCUAAAUUUCAUAUACAGAUUGAUAAUUUUUCAUUUUAUAUGCAUAUUAGAUGAUAAGAUGCUAUUUUCAUAGAGUAUAUUUCUAUUCACAAACUACCUAAUUAUUAUUGGCUUGAUAUGGAGUCUUUUAAACCUUAUAAAAAUUUGAAAUGUAAUUUAUGUUUGAGCUUUUAAAAGUGUAUCUUAUUUAAGCAAGUUGCUGGCAUCCUUACCAGCCUUUCCCUAUAUAAUUAUAAUGCAUUUGAUGCCACUGGACAGUAAUAACAUAAAGAACAGGACCCACAGUCUAGACUAUGUUGAGUUUUAAUUAAACUUUUUCAGUCAUAACCUGAUAAGAAUCAGGCUGGGUCUAGAAGUUAGACUGCGGGGCUGUAUUAAUUUCAUGAGCCAAUGUUAAUGUUUACUGCCAGCCUGCAUAGCAACGCCAGUUUGCAGCCGUGAUUGUGUAUGUGACUUUUGGUAACUACCGUUUAUAGGUCAAGCAGCUCAGAUGUUAUGGAAGUAGCUCAUGGUUAUUUGGACAAGCAGGGUAAGUAAAUUUAAGUUACAUUUGAAAAAGUGCAAUUAAGGAAAUCCGAGAGCAGAAUGCUCUUUCCAGGAAAAAAGUGAAGUGCUUAUGGAAUAUCCUAGCAUGACAGCUCUUUUGAACAUACAGAGAAUGUUGACAAGGUUCAUACAGUGGGAAUUUUUUAAUUCGCGGUUUGCUACUUUGUGUCGAUUUAAAACUUCAAGGAAGGAUGGGAGGGAGGCUCAAGAGGGAGGGGAUGUGGGGACAUGUGUGUGCAUAUGGCUGAUUCGCUUUGUUGGGCAACAGAAACUAACACAGUAUUGUGAAACAAUUAUACUCCAAUAAAGAUGUAUUAAAAAAAAGACUGAAGAAAAAAAAAUUUCAAGGAAGGAAUAGGAACAUUCUAGCCAAGGAGAACUGCAUAUUUAAUUUUUGCUGCUAAUUUAAGCAUGCACUUUUCACAGCUAAAAGUCCUUUUUAAGUUUUGUUACAAAGAAAGUCCAUUUUUCUAGACAGAUAACAUUUUCCUAAGAUGGAAAAAACAGAUCCACUAAAAAAACAAAAACACCUUAAUUAAUUGUGCCUUUUCUCUUGAGUUGUAGAACUAAUAAUCAGUCAAAAACUUGUUUAAACUGUGUUUUUUCCCUAAGUCCUCUCAUUUUUCCUUAAAUCUGUCCUCCACAAACAGUCACAUUGUUUGCUUUUGCCUGUUUGUUUUCAGGUUCCUUUGGCCAGACCUCACUAUCAUUGUCAGAAAUUGUUCACUAAAUGUGUUUUUCUGUUUGUUUUAUGUUGCUUCACUUUUUAAGUCACCUUGGUAAAAGUAUGGCUGCCUUUUCAUGUUUUUAAAAUGAAUGCAAUGAAUAGCAAUCUUUAUAUUUCAACCCUUUAAAAAGUUUGUAAAGGAAAGAAAUAAUGCGGAGCAAAGAACAAAAUCUAAUUUUGAAUCUGAUUCUCAGUUUGGCUGCUUGACAGCAGCAAGUCAUUUAACCUCAUUUAGUUUUUUUAAUCUACAAAAUGUGGAUAAUAACCUACCUCACAGAUGUGUGUGAGAAACUGAAGGCCCUUGCCUAAAAUACAGGGUUUAUCAUAUUUAAUGUAAAUCCCUUCCUUUUUUUUAAUAGAUAUCUUUGAUACUGAUAGGAUGAGUAUCUUGAUUUUAGGUAAGUCUUAUGUGGUAAGAAUAUAGUGGUAAAAAUGUUUAAGACCACAGUUUCACAAAUUAUGGUAUUCUUAUUUUAAGGGACUUUAAAAAUUUCUUGAAAGUAUCGAACAUCCAAAUACCAAAUUUGUCUUUUGUUGCAGCAGAUACGCAGAACUUCUUAAACUGUUGGCUGAAGAUGCCUUAAUGUACCAAAAUACAGCUUUCUCUCCAGACUAUUCACAAAUAUCUAUGGUUGUAUGAUGUUUUGAGUGUUUAAUGUAAAAUUGUUAGAGAACUGUGAACUCUAAGCAUAGUAAUCUUAAUGUUGUUUUAGGAAGAAUGUGUUCUGUAUCAUGUAUGCUUAAAUAUCAUACAGUGACUUUUUGAGUGCAACAAACAAAACUGAAAGUUGACAGCCAUUAGGUUGUGUCCAUGACAAUCAUAAGAAAAUGUAAGAUUGGAUAUUAAUUGUUCAGAAAAUUUUCAAGAACACUUUGCAUUCAUUCUUUCUUAGCCCAUCUUUGGGAAAAAAAUCCCAUAGGCUGAUGCACUUACCAACCGAAGCAUAUGACAUUACAUAUCAUCUAUUAAAAUAAUUUUUUUAACUGUUGAAAUUGGGAUCAUUUUCUAUAAUUCAUUUCAGGAGGGGGAAAAAAAGACCAGACUCUUAGUGUGUUUGUGUUUUAAUAACCAUAGAUUCAAAGUUCAGUUUUGUUUGUUAUAUGUAUUUUUUGUGAGUGUUAAAUGAUCAGUGGGAAGAAUGUCUUCCAGCAACUGUGUGGUAAAGAUGUCUUCUUGAAUUACACAGCAUUUCAUAGCUAUAGGUUCUCCCUAGUUAAUACUUGCACUGUACAAACUCAUAGGUAACAAACACAAAAGAGAAAAGCAGCCUAUCUGAUUACUUAUAAGCUUUUUUCACAAAAUCAAAUUAAAGUCUCUGGUUAAUUUGAAAGCUGUUUUGUUUCUGUUCAGUCGUUAAGCUAAUAUUCUGUAACUCAAUUAAUAGUUACAGACAAAGCCAUUGUAGAACUUUGCUUCCUGUGAUUCCUUGGCGAUUCCAUACCAUCUUUGCCCACUUUUGUCUUCCUUGUUGUACACUGUAGUUUCUAACUUCAGCCAUUGUAUUAGUUUCCUAUUGCUGCCAUAAGAAGUUACUACACUUAGUGACUUAACACAAAUUUAUUGUCUUACAGUUCUGUAAGUAAGUCAGAAGUUCGGUGGGCUUAGCUGGUGUUUCUGCAUCAAGUUACACAGGCUGAAAACCAAAGCAUUGGUAGGGCAUGGUUCUGGGGCAGAGUCUGUUUCAAAGCUCAUUCGAGUUGGUGGUGAAUUUAGUUCUGUGCUGCUGUGGGAUUGCAGUCCCAUUUCCUUUCUGGGUUUGGCUUGUAGCUUCUAGAGACCAGCAUCAUUCUCUGGUCCAUGGCUCCCUUCACCUUCAAAGCCAGUGACAGGGGGCUUAUGCUUCAGAUGUCGCCUGCCUCUUCUUCACUACAUCUCUGGCUGACUCUUCUGCCUUCCUCUUCUGAUUGUAAGGGCCCAUGCUAUUAAAUAGGGCUCACUUCCAUAACCUUCCUAUUUAAGGCCAGCUGGGUAGCAAACAAUUUCAUCUAUAAAAAGGCCCUUUUUUCCAAGUCACAUUAACAUAUUUACAGGUAUUAAAACCAGGACACGGAGAUCACGGAGGCCAAAAUUCUGCUUACCAUAGAAGACAUCAGGUUUACAACAAAAUUUUACACUGAAGGCUGCUGAGAAUAGAGAACAAGCAAUGUAGCUGUGGUCCCAUGUGCUUAUGAUGGUCACCUCCCAUAUUUAUAUAUCUAAAAGCAACUUUUUGAAAAAUAUAUGCUAGCUCUCAUUAAAAACACAUCAAAGUCAAGCUAUAUAAGAAAGAUUUCAAUUUGCUUUAUCCAAACUUAGAAGAACAGAUUUGUUUUUAUUAGUGAAUACUUUUUUUCCUUUAUUUCCUAAAUUGUAUGGGUAAUACAUGCUUAUCAUCGUAGGAAAUCUGAGUACAGGAAGUUUGAAGAAGCUGAAAAAAAUCAUCCAAACCCUGUUACCCAGAAACAACCACUUCUUAGGAAUUUGUCAUUAUAUAUUGACUUUUUGCCCUUCCUCUUCUUCCCCUCAGAAUCUAUGUUUUAAAAGUUCUGAACAUGUGCGGGAGAGGCCCUGCUCAAGAGAAAGCUAUGUCGACUUGGAAGACCAAGUGUGUCAGAGGUACUCAGAAGGAGGAAGGGACAGCUUUGGUGGUGCAUGUUAACAGGUUGCUGGUGGCCCGGCCUAUAAAUGAAUGAGAGGCCCAGUGCAAGCCUCUGUUAGGGUCAAGUCCCUUUGUAAGCUGUCUUUUAUCCACAGAGUGUUCUCAUCUUUAAUGAUUUCUUUUUAUGCAAAAUUAAACAGUAAAAUAGACAGUUUUUCCAUUGAAAUGUUCUGCUAGAUGAGGGUUUCUAGGAGACAGAUGACAUUUGCUUGAGCCAUUACUGAAACUUUAGUUAUAAUGUUUGCAUUAAAGAACCUUGUAGAUUAAUAGUGUAUGAAGUUUAGUUUCAGUGCCGUGAUUUAAAGAAUGGAAGAAAUGUGGCUGAUAGCAAAACAGAAACAACUACUUCGAUGUGGAUGGAAUGUUCUUCCUAAAAAUGUAUUCCAUAUCAAUAAAUAGUAAUUAGGUACUAGUUUAUGUUAGACCAAAUGGUUUAUACUUCAAAAAACAUAGAAAAGUGUUCAGUUUCAAAAGCCUGUUAAGUAUAUCUAUGUAAAAUUAUUACAUCCUAGCCAUUCUUUCAAGUCUUAACCUUUGAAUUUCAAAAACCUGUUUUUGUGUUCAGCAUCUUCCAACUUCAGAAAAGUCCAGGUACUAAAAAUAACAACACUUAGUAUUUUGUAUUAAGGAUUUUAGGACACUUUUAUUUAUAUUAUUACAUUACAGCCUGACAACAACCCUGAGAAGUAGACAAGGUGAGUGUUAUUAGCCCUGCUUUACUGAUGAGGAAAUGGAGACGCAGAGCUGAGUCAUGGAAUUAGAAUAAGAGGCCAUGUGAUGAGAUGGAAUGUGCAUGGGACAAACCUAUGUCAGGUAAAAUGUAGUCCCCCUGCCGCCUCAGGAUUUAAGAUACGUCAUGUUUUGGUGCGGUGGCAAGUGUGCUAUUGUGGGUUUUGAUCCUCGUUUGUACACGAUUAUUGCAGGAAUGGUGUCUGCUCAACAUAGCCCGGUACUGCCUCUGGCUUUGCCCAUGGGCCAUACCUGUCCCGUGUCCUCCUCUUCUACUGUGCCCACAGUGUGGGAGAGGGCUGCUGUUUCCUGGUUGCCUGGCCUCUCACUGAGAAGUAAAUUCAAUCCGGGGUGGGGGGGGGGGUCCAAGUAGAAAUAUAUUCUAAGUCUUUCUUUGGUGCCAGCCUUAAUCUCAUCUCCCAGAAAAGAAAUCUCAGUGUCACUUCCUAAUUCCUUUUCUCUCUCACUUCUACCUCUAAUGGGGCUCCUGAAACUAUAUAUUUCUGUUGCUGCUGUCUUAAGGUCUAGUGGUCUUAACGCCUCAAAAUAUUGCAAAAUUAACUAGUCUCCUCUCGUUCUAAUCUGUCAUCCAUAAUCUUUCAGCCAUAUUGCCAUGAUUUUUUUUUCCUUUUUUCUCCGGACACCUGGCAUUGUCUUCCUGCUUAAGACCUUUGAAUGCUUCCUACUCUCUAAAGGAAAAAAAGUCCAAGUGAACUCUGUCACAUUCUAGCCCUGACUUACCCCAUUCUAGCACUUGGCCAUUUCCUAUCAGAUACACUGUAGUCCUUUUACCUUGAAUUUCUUCCUGGUCACCAGGCAGAGCAUGCAUUUUUCCAUCUCUGUGUCUUGUCUAACAAAUAUAUGUGUUUAAAGGCCAAGCUUCAGUGUCACCUGUAUGUUGUGUGUUAUAAUUGUUAUUUGUAAUAAUCUCUGUACCUGUCUUCCUCUCUAAACUUUAUGAAUACUUUUGAUCCCUGUCUUCUAGAAUAAGCUUGGCCUUUAUUGACACGUGCCAUUUGGAACAAGAAAAAGAAGAUAAAAGAAUAUAGAAGCUUAAAAAAUAGUCUCACAGUAUAAAGGAUGAAGCCACGUAUCAUACCCUUGAAGGGCAGAAUCACCCUAACAGGCAGUGUACAUCAUCUGAAAAAUAGAAUGUUAUUUACGGCUCAGAUUAUUUAUGUUUCUUUACUUUCUGUAAGUAAAAAUACCUAUGAAUUAUUUUAAUAGAUAAUUUGGGCAUAAACAAAAUAAUAUUCUGUUGUUUAAAAUAAGUAAAAUGGUUAUUUUAAACUGAUAACAGCAUAUAUAUUAUUUAAAUUUUAUUAAAUAUAUUUAGGCAAUUCUCAAAAUGUUGGGUGAAUUUAGGAAAAAACUACUUUUCAGCAUACUAUUCCCAAAGAAACCAAUUUUGGGCAGCAUUUGUCUGAUUUUAGUUUUGUGACAAAGUUGGUAUAUAAAUGUCCUUCUGCUUUGAGAUGAUACCUUAAAUUGGAAUAUUUAAAAGAUGUUGGUUAUACUAUUUACUUUUCAGAAUUAAAUUACACCCAAUUUAAACGCACAACAUCGUCUAGAAAAUUAUAAACACUCGUGUACUAACAUUAGAAGCAUUAGAAGCAAACUAACCAUCUGCACAACUGGCUAGGUGCCAUAAGGCGUGAUUUCUGACUUUGGACAUGGCUCAUUAAACAAGUGCUGGAAUGCCAACACACACUGUUUCACAUUCUCUUGAGCCAGCAGUGAAAUAGAUACUGAAAUAGACAUUGAAAGAUAACUGCUUAGGAGCAAAAUCUGCAUCUAAAUGUGGAGGGUUUGUUUUUCUCCUCUAAAUUCCUGAUGAAAGUUUCCACAGAUUCCACCAUCUCAUGCUGACACGUAAACUGAUGUGAGGCAGGACUGAGACCUUAGAACGAGUUCUCACUUGUGCAGGCUGUACCAUUUGAUCUUGAUCUUCCUAAGGUGACUAAACUUCAUGCCUGAGAAAAAAGAAAAAUAGACAAACAUUUUGAAAUACAGGUCCAUGGAAUAGUGAGUAGGAGAUUUCAGGGGAAUUUUUUUAUCCAGUUUAAUUUUUUUUUUUUUUUCGGUACGCGGGCCUCUCACCAUUGUGGCCUCUCCCGCCGCGAAGCACAGCCUUCGGAUGCGCGGGCCCAGCGGCCAUGGCUCACGGGCCCAGCCGCUCCGCGGCAUGUGGGAUCCUCCCAGACCGGGGUAUGAACCCGCAUCCCCUUCAUCGGCAGGCAGACUCUCAACCACUGCGCCACCAAGGAAGCCCCCAGUUUAAUAUUUUUAUGCUCCUUUAAAAUGUUUAUAAAUAUGCUCCGUAGAGAAGUUUGAUAACCUCAGGAGCGGCAGACACAAAAAUAGUCUCUUCCAAGUAAUCCUUACAGAAUAGGGCAUUGCAUAUUGAAAAACUUUUCCUGAAUUUAAAUAUAUGAAAUAGUCUUUCCUUGAGACUUAUAGACAUAAUAAUGUAUUAUGUAUUUAGAAUUUAUUAUUUAAAGUAUAAAAUCAAACCACUUACUUGAAAUCUAGAUGUUCAAUUAGCACAUAUCCAUCUAUAGAAAUAAAAAUCACUAUUACUAAUCUGAAAGUUAUAAUGCUUGGAGGUUUUUUUAAAAAACAGUGAUUGAAAUCUUAUGGGCAAUAAGCCAGUAACUUACAUUUGCCUUUAGAAUUGCGACAUAUCACUAGAUUUUCUUCAGUGAUAUCAAUGACUUCCAGUUCUUCUCCAGGGGUUAUUGGCAAGUCGAAUAUUCCAUUUCUUGAAUUAUUGGAACAUGCCACUGCUGUGUUCAUGACAGUAAUUUCUUUGUCAUACUGAAAGGAGAAAUUCCUAAUUGGAAUAUGCUUGCAUAGUUUUCAUUCUUUUUCAUUGUAACAAAAUUAACGGAAGACAUACUAUACUAACCUCAAAAUAAACUCAAGAUGCUAGAUAUUAAUUAGUUAACUAAUGACUAAGGGACAGAAAAUAAUAGCAAGAUAUUCAGGGAAAGAAAAGUUAUUUAAGGAAAUAAUGGUACAUUUAUUAUUAUCACAAUCUUUCUUACAUUUGUUUGUUACGAUCAUAUUUUCUAAGUGUUUUCACACCCAUUAUCUAAUUGUACUAGAAUGAAUUCUGGUGGGUGAGAAGGUGUUAACAUUGGUAUAAAUUAAGUACCAUGAAUGGUACGUUCACUGUUGCAGUAAUAAAGUCACCACCAAACCUGGGAAAGGACAAGUUAAAAAAGAAAAAAAAAAGAGGGAAAGAGAAAAACCUCUUUCUUUGUGUAGUGCUUUAGAGUUUAUAAUUCUUUCUUACACACAGCAUUUCUAGCUGUUCUUUCUACCCUUCCUCUCUGGUGGGCUCAUAUAUUCUUAUAUACAUACAGCUGUAGCACACACAUUUUAAAGAUGUGUGGGGCAAUUCCCACUCUCCCUUGGUGGUUAAAGACGAGCAUUUGUGGAAAAAACUGAGGAAUUUGAUUUCUGACCUCAGGGAAGUUUUUUUCUGUGUGGUAAACUAGCCAACCCAUACAUCAACAGGUACACCACCUUCUAAUGUAACUGAAAUCCAUUGACUGGAAAAUAAUAGUUCCAGAAUAUGUAGCUUAUAUUUACAGAUGUCUGCUUCACCAAAUUAGGGUGGCCAAACAUCUUCCUUUGCUUGGGAUAGUCUCUACUUAUAGUUAAUGUCUCUAUUUAUAAAUACUUACUGUGAUUAAGUGUGCCUCCUUCCACUCUCAGAAGUGUCCUGAAUUUGGAUGAUAAAUUAUGAUUAACCUAUACCAAAUGGGAUCUAAUCCACAAAAUUUUUCUUUUGCCUAACAGAGUGAUCUUACCCUUUCCAGGCCAUUGUUCACUGUGAAUGCACAGUGAUUUCUUAAAAUGUAAACCUGAUUAGGUGGUCACCUUCUUUUUUUAUAAAGUCCUAGAAACUCUUCAUUCAGGGUAAGAUCCACAUUUCUUAGUUUGACAUUCAGAGUCCUUUGCCUACCGUCAUUCCCCGUCCCCCCGUUUCUGUCCCCUUUAUUGAAGCCACAUCAGGCUAUGUGAUAAGCCUGAAUGUGCCGUGUACCUUACAUAUGUCCAUGCCAUUGUUCCUGCUGUUUUCUCUGCCUGAAAUACUCUUCUUUCUUAGGUACCUUUUGUGAAGACUUUCGUGACUGCCAUGUAUAAUUUACUAUUUUAACUGCACUUUGUAUAUACCCCUAUUAUGGAUUCUGAGUAACAUACUGUCUCAUACAUUGAAAAUGGAAAACAGUUUUAUCCAUCCUUGUACUCUCAAUGCCUGGUACAAAUGGGGCACCCAAUAUUUUGUGAUUUGAGCUGAAUAAAAAUUAUUGAAACUG
Orcinus orca (killer whale) is the source of this 25646-nucleotide messenger RNA. RefSeq names its product protein kinase AMP-activated catalytic subunit alpha 2 (gene PRKAA2). Bases 10082 to 11653 code for a protein of 523 amino acids. Gene Ontology annotation, cellular component: cytoplasm. Gene Ontology annotation, molecular function: AMP-activated protein kinase activity; ATP binding. The transcript has 9 exons. Gene Ontology annotation, biological process: protein phosphorylation; intracellular signal transduction. The record is from RefSeq and is a predicted model, not a curated record. Lineage: Eukaryota; Metazoa; Chordata; Mammalia; Artiodactyla; Delphinidae.